UCGCAAAGUACCCACAACAACGAUGGCGGCGCCGCUGGGUCUCGAGACCAAGGCCCAACGGGGUAUUUUCGUCACAUACAUGGGGCUAUGGGUGACCUAUGGGCUGCUGAACGAGCUGGCCAAGCGCGAGAGUGUGCGCUUCAACUCAGCCUGCGCCGUCGUGAUACAAUCGCUGCUCAAACUUGUGCUCGCCAGCUACAUGUACCUGACAUCGGACACUCAAGCGACGGAGCCGCUGGCCACGCGUAUCCGUUUCAUGCUGGCCCAAGCGCAGGAGUAUCGCAGCCUGCUCCUGCUCUACUUUAUCCCGUCGGGGCUCUACGUCGUCUACGACGUGCUGUCCUACAUCAACCUGCGUGCAUUCGAUGCUGCCACCUACUUCCUGUUACUCCAGUUCCGGCUUGUGGUCACAGGGGUUCUGCACCAAAUGAUGUUCUCCAAGAGACUCAACCGCAACCAAUGGGUAUCUCUGGGCGUUACGACGGUGGGGUGCGCUAUCAAGACACUUGGCUCGCAGGACCCCAAUGGUUCUGCCAAGUCGGGCGUCCACAGCAACGCGCCGACACUUAUGGCCUAUGGCCUGCUGCUGGUGCAAAUGCUCAGUAGCACUUUCGCCGGCGUAUAUAAUGAAGUUCUUCUCAAGAAGCAAACUGCAAUCCCAGUGAACCUACAGAACGUAUUCAUGUACAUCGACUCCAUCAUCUGCACGAUGGGGAUGCUUGCUCUGGGACUGACCGGUCAGACGGCUCAGGAAGCUCUCACGAUUGCCAACUUCAGCGUGCUGUUGUCACCCUAUGUGCUGCCAAUGGUUCUUAUUAUGUCGUUCAUUGGUGUGGUAACGAGUCUCUUUCUUAAGCAGCUGGACUCGAUUCGCAAGGCCAUCGCCAGUGCUCUGGAGCUGGUCUUCCUACCUCUACUGAGUGCUGUGCUUUUCGGUCAGCCCAUCACUCUCUACACGGUGGCUGCGGUUUGCUUCGUGGGUUUUGGAGUCUACAUCUACUCGCUGCCGGUAGAGACUACAGGGCUACCCCAGUACACCAAGGUGGCGUCGGGCGAGCAGGCUCAAGACGAGAGCGACAGCGUAGACACAGCCGUCGCUGUCAACGAAUCUAGCUCUACCAGUAAGUCUGCUUAGAUACUUUAAUUGCAUAUGAUUUUUAGUCUCGUUUUUUCCGUCUGGGCAUGUACUCGUAGAAAAAAGUAGGCAGCUUCUGGUAGAUGGAAAACUCGUCCGCGACGUCGUGCACUUUGACGUCUGGUACAGCAAACAAAUGAGCAAAAUAUUAUCACAGAC
This is a messenger RNA of Phytophthora nicotianae INRA-310, 1294 nucleotides long. RefSeq lists its product as hypothetical. Gene Ontology annotation, cellular component: Golgi membrane. The coding region runs from base 23 to 1135 and encodes 370 amino acids. Lineage: Eukaryota; Oomycota; Peronosporomycetes; Peronosporales; Peronosporaceae. Gene Ontology annotation, molecular function: UDP-galactose transmembrane transporter activity. Gene Ontology annotation, biological process: pyrimidine nucleotide-sugar transmembrane transport. The transcript has a single exon. The record is from RefSeq and is a predicted model, not a curated record.